AUGUUUAGAAUAACUUCUAAGAUGACACUAUGUGGAGAAAAAGUAACUGAUGAAGAUAUGUUAGAAAAAGCAUUUUCCACUUUUCAUGCAUCCAAUAUGCGCCUGCAGCAACAAUAUCGAGAAAAAGGAUUUAAUAAAUAUUCUGACCUAAUAUCUUGUCUUCUUGUGGCUGAGCAAAAUAAUGAACUAUUGAUGAGAAAUCACGAGGAUCGUCCCACUGGUACAACUCUAUUUCCAGAAGUGAAUGUGGUAAUGCACGAUCAUUAUGGGAAAAACCAUGUUCGCGGUCGUGCAUGCCCACAUGGUCGUGGUCGUAAUUAUGCUCAUGGUCUUGGUUUUGAUCAUAGUCGCAAUGAUAUUGGUGACUUCUUUGCUGAUCCAGAUGGAAAAAUUGAUCACCUUAUUGGAGAUGGAAGUGUCGAGAAAUAA
Messenger RNA from Vicia faba (fava bean), 429 nucleotides. The record is from the annotation of a GenBank genome assembly. Lineage: Eukaryota; Viridiplantae; Streptophyta; Magnoliopsida; Fabales; Fabaceae.